Trichechus manatus latirostris (Florida manatee) is the source of this 2016-nucleotide messenger RNA. RefSeq names its product receptor transporter protein 5 (putative) (gene RTP5). The transcript is spliced from 3 exons. The coding region runs from base 1 to 2016 and encodes 671 amino acids. Gene Ontology annotation, biological process: protein insertion into membrane; detection of chemical stimulus involved in sensory perception of bitter taste; protein targeting to membrane. NCBI's taxonomy places the organism in Eukaryota, Metazoa, Chordata, Mammalia, Sirenia, Trichechidae. Gene Ontology annotation, molecular function: olfactory receptor binding. The record is from RefSeq and is a predicted model, not a curated record.
AUGGACCGGCCCGGGGCUGACGUGUGGGCCGCCACCUUCCACAAGCUGAUGGCCGAGAGGAAACCACGGGACACCUGGGUGCUGCUGCCCGAGGACAGGCUGGUGGCCGGCCGCCUGGACCACGGCUGCUUCCAGUACCGGCUGAAGGGGCUCGCGGGGCUCCAGUGUGGCCACUGCUCUUGGGGCUGGGGCUCGGCGCAUGUGCAAAUCCUGUUCCACCUGUUCUGGGAUGAGGAGAGCCGCAAGGGGCUGGUGAAGAUGCGUGUCUGGGGCCAGCAGUGCAGGCUGUGCCCCCUGGGUACUCCUGGCGACUGCUGGGUGAGCCCCCCGAGCGUGCGCCCCUUCCUUAACAAGCUGGCCCUGCAUGUCCUGCGCAAGUGCUAUGGCGAGCACCCUGGCCCUGACCAGUGCCCUGGGCUCUACUACAAGGCCCCUGGUGAUGCUCCAAGGCCCUGCGAGGCCUGCAUCCUGGGUGUUUGCUUCUUCCAGAAGGUGCCAAGCCUCACCCCAGACCCCAAUGCCAUCCGGGGCACCUACAUCAUGUACAGUGGUGUAGGUCUCACCAUCACCGCCUCCAGCCGUGAGGGCAGAGUCCCGCGUAACACGCAGCUGCUGACACUCGGCAGUGGGCCCAUGGUCAGGCGGCCCAGGGGCAGUGAACCCUAUGCCGUGCGCAGGGGCUGCUUCACCAUCCCGCUUUCCGUGUCUGACUUCAUCAAGAACCCGCUCACGGACAGCAGCCACUUCUUCAGCAAGGGCGAAGGCGUCAUCACCAUCCCCUUCUCCCUCGUGGAUGACAGCAAGGACAAGGGUCUUGUCACUAACAGCAGCAGCUAUGGCCCCACUGACGAUGGCUCCCUUCCAGCCACCGACACCCGUGGGCCUGUCACCAUUGGCAAGGGCUCCCUCCGUCUCUCUGCAAAUUCCAUGGCCAUACCUGAAGGCAAGGGCAUCCCGGUGAACAUCAAAGACCCCAUCUUCCACGGCAAGGGCCUCCUGAUCAGCAACAUCGAGAGCAAGGGCUUCGAGCUCAAGGGCUUCAUCUUCAAAGGCAAAGGAUCCAUAUCGGACCCUAUUGACAUCGCCAAAGUCCAGGGCCUUGUCUACAACAGUGAUGACACCACCGCCACUGGAGAGAACCCAGUGCCAGUGUCUUACAUCAUUGGCCUCAUGGCCAACGGUGAGGGCUCCAUCACCUUCCCUUUGUCAUUUACCAACAUCAUCAAAGGCAAGGACUCCUUCACCAACAUCACUGAAGGCAAAAGUAAGGAAGUUUGCAGUAAUGGCUCUGCCACCAUUGAUUGUGAUACCCUUCUGGAGACCAGUGCCAAUGGCUCUACCACCAACGAUGAAGGUGCCAUCACCUUCCCCUUCAUCUUUACUGAUGGCAUCAAAGGCAAGGACUCUCGUAUUGACAUCACCAAAGGCAAAGGGAAGGAAGAUGGCUGCAAUAGCGAGGGAAAUGGUGGCAAUGGCUCUCUCACAAUUGGUCAUAACCCCCUUCCAGAGUUCAACACCGGUGGCCCCAUCACCAACGAGGAGGGCACUAUCACCUCCUCUAUGGACGACGUCCAAGACAAGGACUCUUCCACUGACACCACUGAAGGCAAAGAGAAGGAAGAUGGAGGAAAUGACCCUGCCACCCCUGGCCAUGAUUUCCUUAUGAAGACCAAUGCUGCUGGUCCCAUCACCUUUAGUGAGGGCUCCAUCACCAUCCCUUUCUCAGUCUUCAAUAUCAUCAAACGCAAGGGCCCCAGCUACAGCACCAAUGGCCCCCAGAGCAAUGGCUUCCUCCCCCAUGGCUACUCCAAAAAGAAGAAGCGGCUGAGGUCCCGGUUCAGCAGAUCCAGCUGUGGGUCCCGGAGGGAUGAAGACUUCUGCUCCACCAGCCCCUGUCAUGGGUCUCAUGCUGAGCCUUAUGAAGACGUCUGGAUCUGGGUUGCGAUGACCGUCUGCGUCCUCUGGCUGAUGUGCAUGUACAAGCUGAGCCCCGGCAUCUUCCAGCAGCAAGUGUGA